AUGAAAGAUCUUUCCGUUGCCAUUGCGAUCGGAAGACACCUAGACACUCUCCUUACGCCCAGUCCUGAGACCACUGAAAGUGCUACUCCUCAGGAUGCCAUCACGGCCCCCUCAUCCGUGCCAGAAUUUGGCGUGGGGCUGGGAACUGGCACAACUGGCGCAGUUGGCUCGGCAGCAGAAAUCAGCAUGCACGACUCCAAUUUCCACUCCGAGCCUCUUUCGGUCGAUCAGUUCGAACCUCUGCCAGACUUGGAUGUCUUUGGGUCAGAUGUAUUCAACGACUUCGACUCCUUUAUCGCCACGAUGGGGAUGAACGGACCGUUCGAGCUGGAUCUCUUCACAGGUGGACCGAACCAUGAACCAACUCCUGCUCCCAAUGGUCGCACAGAAAUGUUGAUGCUACAUAGACAUCCAAAUGCACCGCAACAGCAUGACUCGUACCAGUGCCAGGAUGUAGCAAGGGGUGCCAAAAGCAUGGAGUUCGCCGAUGCCGACGCGGAUGAAUUGAAAGAACUGCGACCCAUGCCUUGUCCCUGGGGAUUCUCGACGGCUCAAAGAGAGGAGCUGCAACGAAUAUCAAGUGUGUACAGAAACGGAGAGGAAGCUUACCAAGUCCCAUCUCGCCUUGCACUCGGACGAUAUAUUGCUGCGUACUUCGAUGAGCUCCAUAACCAUUUUCCAAUGAUCCACGCCAGUACGUUUCGGCCUCAGACUAUUUGUACAAGUGCGCCUGAGCUCGUCCUGGCUCUUGCCACAUGUGGUGCAGCUUGCAAAUACGAGACCAGGACAGCUCUGCGGACAUGGCAUGUGGCCACGAGGAUCACAUUGGCGAAGUGGAGGCAAACCAGUGUGGCUACAUCAGAAGAGAAGCUUCGAACUGCACAGGCGGCGUUGUUACUCACAGACUUCGCACUGUUGCACUACAACUGCAAAACUAUGCAGAACUCACCCGAGUUGAGGGAGAUAUUGCAAGACUUUGCUCGCGACCGCCGAGCGAUCGAGCAUAGUGAGCAGCGUGACUGGCAGAGAUGGAUACUGGCUGAAGGGCGACGGCGCACUGUGUGCUGCAUAUACGUUGUCCUGCAUCUUUUCAGCACCGCUUUGGAUGUACCUCCAUCGUUGCUCGUGAGUGAGCUCGAUGUACAAUUACCAUCAUCGACGGCAGAGUGGACAGCUCCGUCACAGUCUGCGUGGCUACAAGCCAGAAAGAGCGGUACUUCUGUGACCCACGUACAAGAGGCUCUGGCAGCUCUCUUCUCAGCAACGACUCCUCAAGGUCUACAUUCACCGCUAUCGAACCUGGUGUUGAUGGUUGCUGUACUGCAAAGGGUCUAUCUCGGGCGGCAAAUGCAGCUCGUGGGCGACCAAGGCCCCGUCAGAGAUGGGGACGCGAGUGAGAUACAAUCAGCUCUCCAGAGAUGGACUUUGGCUUGGCAACAGGCCCGUGAAUCCAUGCUCGAUCCACGGAAUCCUGACGGCUCAAAUUCCUUUACCUCAACCUCGUACCUAGGUCUAGCCUAUAUCCGCCUCUGCACAAACUAUGCAUCGCGCAGACAUCUUGCUUCGUGGGACGUUGCAAAAAUUGGAAGAAGCCUCCACGAGUCACCUCUACCUCAACGCUCAUCAUCACUUGCUCCGGCUUUACUACAUGCCACGCAAGCGCUAUACAUCCCCGUCAAAUUGGGCCUAGAAUGGAUCACACGAAGCAAUUUCUUACAUUGGGACUUAUCGAUCUUUCUGUGCUAUCUCGAAGCUGCUGUUUUCACAUCGAAAUGGCUAUUGAGCGUUGCCGAGUCGUCGGGCCACUUUCCGCUGACAGAUUGUGAACUCAACAUACUCAAGACCUUGCACCGUAUCUCGGACGAAAUCGACGAGUCACUGGACCCGAUAAUAGAUGUCGUGGAGAUGCAGACCGUACGCGUCGCGUCGGAACUUGGUACUGCGGCUCUAGCUCGCAGUCUAGCUGUCCGCAUAGCAGACAUCUGGGCUAGACUCUUUUCCCAUCACAAUAGUCCGUGGCCGAUGGUGGACCUCAUAGGAAGAAGUCUGGCAGAAUAUGCUCGGCUGGUACGCGAACAUACGCAGAUAAAGUAA
This is a messenger RNA of Cercospora beticola, 2094 nucleotides long. Its product is annotated as fungal specific transcription factor domain-containing protein. Gene Ontology annotation, cellular component: chromatin. Gene Ontology annotation, molecular function: DNA-binding transcription factor activity, RNA polymerase II-specific; zinc ion binding; RNA polymerase II cis-regulatory region sequence-specific DNA binding. The record is from RefSeq and is a predicted model, not a curated record. NCBI's taxonomy places the organism in Eukaryota, Fungi, Ascomycota, Dothideomycetes, Mycosphaerellales, Mycosphaerellaceae. Gene Ontology annotation, biological process: DNA-templated transcription; regulation of transcription by RNA polymerase II.